Messenger RNA from Zophobas morio, 649 nucleotides. RefSeq lists its product as uncharacterized. The transcript is spliced from 2 exons. The record is from RefSeq and is a predicted model, not a curated record. Gene Ontology annotation, biological process: defense response to bacterium. Bases 107 to 604 code for a protein of 165 amino acids. Gene Ontology annotation, cellular component: extracellular region. Lineage: Eukaryota; Metazoa; Arthropoda; Insecta; Coleoptera; Tenebrionidae.
CCCAACACCCCGAGUCCAGAAAAAGUCCCUUAGUAAGCCGUCCAAUUUGUAUAAAAAGCAGACGUAUCCAAUUAUUCAACAUCAAUUCAUUCAACUCACUCGAACCAUGAACAAGCUCCUCGUUUUUGUUUUUGCCUGCAUUGCUGUUUCAUCGGCAUACGUCGUGCAAGUUGCCGACGGUCAAGAGUACUACCUGGUCCCCCUCCAUCGCCAAAGAAGACAGACAACUGGAGUUGAUAUUUCAAAAGGAGCUGGUGGUGGUGUUAGGACUACCCUAAACCAUCAGGGUACCAUUUUUAACAACGGAGUUCAUCGUCUGGAUGGUGCGGCUUCUGCCUCUAAAGAAUUCCGUCCAUCUGGACCUCUGAGUGUAACAGGACAGUUGGGAUACUCGCAUAUUCCUUCAGGUUCAGGUCUAAAUGUCGGCGCUCAACAUACCCACCGGGGAGGUACUGACUUGAGUGCGAGCGGAAAUGCGAAUUUGUGGAGUAAAGGAAAUUCUCGAUUGGAUGCCGUUGGUACCUACAGCAGGCAUUAUGGAGGACCUUGGGGAACUGGAAAACCGGAUUACUAUGGAGGACUUCAAUUUACACAUAGAUUUUAAAAUUAUUUAUUUACCGCGAUUAAUUUAUUAAUAAAGAAUUAUUUU